CUGGCAAUAGAACCCGAGUUCCAAAUACCAAAACUCAAAUUGACCCAAUGACCAAAUAGCAUAGCAGGCGAUUCUUCUGUGAGCCGUGUUCAUAUCCUGAUAUCUCACUUUCAAAUCUCUCCGUUUCGUGGCGUCUCCAUCUUUUUUCGAUCAAUCAUCUAAAAGAUGCAUCGAUCGGCGAGCGCGUCUCGAGUCUCCGAUGAGUUAUCGGCGCAGCCGCCGCCUUCCUUGCCGGUUCACAGCUCCAGACCCUCCUCCGACCACUUGCCCACCUACAACCCACUCUCCCAGGCCGCAAAGAGAGAGAGGUCCCGUCUCAGAUCUGCCGAGAUCGCCGUCCACCUCAUCCCUCUUGUUCUGCUUCUCUGCGCCCUCAUCCUCUGGUUCUUCUCCACCCCAGGGAAAUUCAAAUUAAGGGCAUCAUAGCUUUUAAACAUUGUGGUCUUCAUCAUUUCAACGGCACUUGAUAAUGUUGAUAAAGAUGACUUCGAAAACAAAUUCUAUGGGGGUGAUUGCAUUGUUUCCAAAUUGAGGGUUUGCUUAUGGAUGAUGAUGGUACAGAGACAUUCUUGAAAGCUGAACUUCGAGCUGGAGGCCCCAAACCAUAAAAGAAUUGUACAGAACUAACACUCAAGUUCACCAGAGAGCAUGACUGGAGUAUUUAUGCUCUGGAGGCCAGUUUUGCCUAACUUGUUGAAGACAGGUGUAGUCUCUUAUAUCAGUAACCACGUUAUUUUAUAAACUGGACCUUGGUGUAACUGCAUUAAAUCUAUGCUUGUGCUUGUUUGAUUGUGAUUUUUCUUAGUACAUGUUUUAUUUUCGAUUAUCUGUGAUGUGAUAAGAUUUUUAUACUCAUCUCACAUUCAAAAA
Malania oleifera is the source of this 870-nucleotide messenger RNA. RefSeq lists its product as uncharacterized. The coding region runs from base 166 to 426 and encodes 86 amino acids. The record is from RefSeq and is a predicted model, not a curated record. The transcript has 2 exons. NCBI's taxonomy places the organism in Eukaryota, Viridiplantae, Streptophyta, Magnoliopsida, Santalales, Ximeniaceae.